Molecule: messenger RNA, 319 nt
Organism: Cladocopium goreaui
Lineage: Eukaryota; Dinophyceae; Suessiales; Symbiodiniaceae
Source: the annotation of a GenBank genome assembly
GUCUGCGAAUGGAUGACCAACCAAGCGGUCUACGACGUAGCAUGGAGUGAGGCCAAUGAGCACGUGAUUUUGACGGGCCAAGCCGAUGGCUCCGUGAAACUCUUCGAUUGGACUAAUCCCCAUGGUCCCAUUAUGUCUUUGGAGGAGCACACGGCCGAGGUCUAUGGUGUCGAUUGGAAUCUGAACGAGAAGCACCUGGUGUCUUCCGCGGCGUGGGAUCAGACAGUGAAAGUCUGGGACGCCAUGCGAGGGGCUUCCAUCAGCACCUUUCGAGCACAUCAGCAGUUGGCCUAUGCGGCCAUUUGGUCUCCUGCCAGGC